This is a messenger RNA of Pyricularia grisea, 1458 nucleotides long. RefSeq lists its product as uncharacterized. Lineage: Eukaryota; Fungi; Ascomycota; Sordariomycetes; Magnaporthales; Pyriculariaceae. Bases 1 to 1458 code for a protein of 485 amino acids. The transcript has a single exon. Gene Ontology annotation, molecular function: pseudouridine synthase activity; RNA binding. The record is from RefSeq and is a predicted model, not a curated record. Gene Ontology annotation, biological process: pseudouridine synthesis.
AUGGCUUCAGCCGCCUCUGCCUCAGCUGUCGCUGCUACACCGACCCCUUCUACAGCUACUGGCGAGUCAACUACUCCAACGAUACCACCACAAAAGUCAUCAAAACAGCGAAAGAAGCAGCCCUCAAAAGAAGAUCACACACUACCCAGCGACCCGGAAGUGAUUUGGCCCCCACCAUACGUGAUAGAGGAUGGACUGAGGAGGGUAGAGCCGUAUCACUUUGCUUAUCGCACAUGGGUUAAGGAACGAUGGCGUGGCAGGGCAUUGAUUGAUGUGUUCGAGAGUGAGUUCAGAGACCGGCCGAUCGAGUACUAUCGGGAAUGCAUGGAGAAGGGGAGUGUUUUGGUCAACGCCAAGAAGGUUGGGCCCAACCACAUCUUGAAGAACGGAGAGCUUAUCGCACACAUCUGCCACCGCCACGAGCCUCCCUGCACAGCCGACCCCGUUCAGGUCCUUCACGAAGACGACGAGAUGAUCGUCAUCAACAAACCGUCGGGCAUGCCCGUCCACCCUGCCGGAAGGUACAACUUCAACUCAGUGGUCGAGGUUAUGCGGUCAGAGCGGUCGCGUGACUUCAAGGCCUACCCGUGUAAUCGCCUCGACAGGCUGACUAGCGGUAUCAUGUUCAUAGCGAAGACCCCCCAGGCCGCAUGCAAGAUGGGCGAGCAGAUCAUGGGCCGCACCGUCCGUAAAGAAUACUUGGCCAGGGUAACCGGGCGCUUCCCUGACGGCGAGGUCAUUUGCAACGAGCCCAUCUUGCAGAUCUCGCCCAAGCUUGGACUGAACCGCGUGAGGGCCAACGGACGGCACGCUCGCACCGUCUUCAAGAGGCUGGCGUACUAUCCCCCUUCAGAAGGACAAGGCGACGACGAGGCAAAGCCCGGAGAGGCAUUCAAUGGCAAGCCGUGGAGGAACAAGCAGGGCUAUUCUAUUGUGCGCUGUCUUCCUGUUACGGGGAGAACUCACCAGCUCAGAGUUCAUCUGCAACACCUCGGACACCCGAUCGAGAAUGACCCCAUCUAUGCAAACUACAAGGUCUGGGGGCUUAACCUUGGCGCCAACGACGGUGAUGCUACCCUCAAUAGCGACGAAGAUAUCAUCAGUCGUCUCUCGCGCAUGGGGAAGGAGGAGGUUGCCGAGGCUGUUGCGUACUACGACGAGAUGGUUGACGAGUACUACAAAAAGAAGGCCGAGAAGAUGUCAGGAGAGCUCUGCAAGGAGUGUGACACCCCUCUCUACACAGAUCCUGGGUCUCACGAGCUCUCGCUGUGGCUACACAGCCUACGCUACGAGGACUCUGGAGGUGCCUGGAGCUACUCGAGUCCGAUGCCGAAAUGGGCUCUGCCUCCCCAAGGGAUGAACGGUCCCGUGGAAGUGGGAGACAUGAAGGAUCUAGUCGUUGCAGUCAAGGACACCAAUCCAGAACUCAUAUCGGCCGACGUUGCCUGUGAAACAUGA